AUGGCGCAUCAGGUCCCCAAUAUUAAACUGCUUCACGCAAGCGUUGAUCCAGAUAAUAAGAAUGAAAGCGAGGUCCGCAUCCUUAUCGACAACAAAUUCGUCAAAUACAUUAACAUAGAUCCUGGUGUGUAUGACCCAGAUGAUAUGUGCUUCGAGCCUGUUCUGAUCUCAUUGCUGCCACCUCUUCCAUCUGAAGAUUGGAAUACGGGUUAUAUUUCCCAGAAUGCUGAGACUGGAAUACCCCACUUUUCUGUCGUCUCGAACGCACCCCUCCCAGGAAUCACGAACACCUGGCAUCCUACUCAGGUCGACCACCUAGAGAUUCGCGAGAGACAAAGGCUACGCAGUAAUGUGUGCGAGGUUGAGUGUCCUGGCUUCAGUUCUCCGGUUGUUGCAAAGUUCGCACGAUUUGAGUGGGAGAUACCGCAAAUGAGAGCAGAGACGGCAGCAUACGAAUGGAUAGCGGGCCAAGAUAUUGGUCCUAGUUUUCUCGGCCACUUGACCGAGGAGGGGAGGGUUAUUGGGUUCCUCAUCGAAUAUAUCACCAAUUUUCGCCACGCUACGCUCGAGGACCUCCCUCUGUGCCAAUCGACUUUGUCAAAACUGCACAAGCUAGGGAUCACGCACGGGGAUACCAACAAGCAUAAUAUUCUUAUCCAUGAUGGGAAGGCAACUCUUAUCGAUUUCGACUUUGCCUCGCGGUCUGCUAGCGAUGGUGAGCUGGAAGCCGAGCUUCACGGUCUACCGGAGCAGCUACGGGAUAUGUCUGGGAGAGGGGGGAGGAGAAUGGUUGUUGAAACCGAUCCACAAUGA
Molecule: messenger RNA, 813 nt
Organism: Annulohypoxylon maeteangense
Lineage: Eukaryota; Fungi; Ascomycota; Sordariomycetes; Xylariales; Hypoxylaceae
Product: alpha-galactosidase A precursor
Exons: 1
Coding region: 1-813 (270 amino acids)
Source: RefSeq, a predicted model, not a curated record